Molecule: messenger RNA, 405 nt
Organism: Gaeumannomyces tritici R3-111a-1
Lineage: Eukaryota; Fungi; Ascomycota; Sordariomycetes; Magnaporthales; Magnaporthaceae
Exons: 2
Coding region: 1-405 (134 amino acids)
Source: RefSeq, a predicted model, not a curated record
AUGCUAAGGCGGGUGGUGGGGCCGGAAAGUGGGUUGUCAGACCGCUGGGCCAGCCGCAAGAGCCGUGAUACGGCAGUCCCCAGUUGGUCCCGCACAGAAGGCGUGCAGCGCCGAGAGGGAUCCGUGGCCCAAGAGCGAUCGGCAUUGAGGGCGGCCAGAUCUGGGACAGAGGCUGGGAUAGAGGCUGGGAUGGGAGCCCUUCGUGGCGUUGGCCCUGCCGUCGGGAUGCAGUCGGAGAAACCUGAUGGAGUUAAUGGCCACGCGCCCGAACUUGAGGUCAGCCAAGAAGCAGAGACCUUGGGACGUACAUGGAAAGGAACCGUUUUGUCAGCUCCCACAUGGAAAUUUGGCACAAAAAGUUGCAAUGAGGCUCAAGACCUGGGCAGAAUGGAAUCCGUCGGGUGA